Molecule: messenger RNA, 2155 nt
Organism: Sphaerodactylus townsendi
Lineage: Eukaryota; Metazoa; Chordata; Lepidosauria; Squamata; Sphaerodactylidae
Gene: CRK
Product: CRK proto-oncogene, adaptor protein
Exons: 3
Coding region: 84-959 (291 amino acids)
Molecular function (GO): protein binding
Source: RefSeq, a predicted model, not a curated record
GGCGGCCGCCAUCUUGCGCGGCUGGCGGGCGGGGGAGAAAGCGGUGCCGGGCGGGGCGGCGGGCAGCCUCCGUCGGUGCGCCCAUGGCCGGGCAGUUCGACGCCGAGGACCAGGCGAGCUGGUACUGGGGGCGGCUGAGCCGGGCCGAGGCGGUGGGGCUGCUGCAGGGGCAGCGCCACGGCACCUUCCUGGUGCGCGACUCGGGCACCAUCCCCGGCGACUUCGUGCUGUCCGUCUCCGAGAGCUCCCGCGUCUCCCACUACAUCGUCAACAGCGGCGGCCCGGGACUGAAUCCUCCGAGGUUCCGGAUCGGCGAUCAAGAGUUUGAGUCGCUACCAGCUCUACUGGAGUUCUACAAAAUACACUACUUGGACACUACAACCUUGAUAGAACCGGUGUCAAAAUCCAAGCAUAACAGCGAUGUGGUUUUGAGGCAGGAAGAAGCGGAGUACGUGCGUGCUCUUUUUGACUUUAAUGGCAACGACGACGAAGACCUUCCGUUUAAGAAAGGAGACAUACUGAAAAUUUGGGAGAAGCCCGAAGAGCAAUGGUGGAAUGCGGAAGACAGCGAUGGGAAGCGCGGGAUGAUACCUGUUCCGUACGUGGAGAAGUAUAGACCGGCCUCUACUUCGGUAUCUGCUCCAAUCGGAGGUAACCAGGAUAGUUUCCACCCGCAGCCAUUGGGUGGGCCGGAGCCAGGCCCCUAUGCCCAGCCCAGCAUCAACACUCCGCUCCCCAACCUCCAGAACGGCCCAAUUUUUGCCCGGGUUAUCCAGAAGCGAGUCCCUAAUGCCUACGACAAGACGGCUUUGGCUUUGGAGGUUGGAGAGCUAGUAAAAGUCACAAAGAUUAACAUGAGCGGCCAGUGGGAAGGAGAGUGCAGUGGCCGACGAGGUCACUUCCCAUUCACUCACGUCCGGCUGCUCGAUCAACAGAAUCCAGAGGAAGAUUUCAGCUGAGUGCGGCUCAACUGCUCUGCUUACAGACGGGAAUAAACACACAGUGUUAUGCUGCAGCUGCAAAAUAGACCGUUCUGUCUAUCCAGUGCUUCAGCAAGUAUCCUGAUACGCAUAAAAUGUGCCCGAGACCAGACACCACCAUUCCUUAAGACUAUCUUCCGGAUACCCAGUUCUGCGGCUCUGAAGACAUCGCAUUUCCCACUUGCAGUAGAAUGAGAAAGCUAUGGCGGAUUCUUAUUUCUGGCUUUCCUGGAUCCCGUAGCUUCCUCUGUAGGCAGAAAACCGGAAUGGUUAGUAGGACACUUGCAAGUUGCUAACCCUGGAGCUUCCUUUCUUUGGAUUAGGCCUCUAUUGUAAUAUCUGUUAUAACUGCUUAUUGCAUAAAUGAACUGCACAGUGCAAGUAAUCCUUUUUUAAAAAAAAAAAAAACAUAAUACUGGGAUAGCUACAGCAUUACUACUACCAUAUUAAAUGGGUUACAGACAAAUCCAAUUCUCCAGAAUUAAAGUUCUAGAAAUUGAUCCCCAUUCCUGUCCUAGCUGGUAGCUGGUUUAAUUUGAGAUAGCUGUUCAACGCGGGAUGCUAAACCUCCCUUUUGGUGCAGAGAACUACGUUCGUUGCACUUUAUUCUUUUAAUAUGUAGCGCUAAGGGUAUGAGUUGCUAAAUCUGCUACGGAGCUCAGCACUAUACUCCAAAGGUAAUUUUAACCACUGUAGGGAAGAGAGCACCUGAAAAUCAUGUAAAGUACUCUUGCUCAUGCAAUAUACCGUGACAAACGUCACCACUGUUAACUGAGAUAACUUUUUCUCUUCUAAAAUGGCUGUCUGGGGCUGUUCCGUUAAGCAUUACGAUGGUGGCUUCAUGAAGAUUUUAUUUUUAAUAAACAAUGGAAAUCCUUAAAUGCUUCUGGACUGGUUCUGAGACAUUGACAGUUCAAACCCCCCCCCCCCCCCAACAGGAGCACUUUAUAGCUUCCAUUAGUCAAUCCUUGAACAUUCAUCUUUUUGUAUUAAUACUUUCCAUGCUUGCUUAUUAACUCAUUUUUAAUGCAGACGCCCACCUAGAGACAUCUUUGCCAAAACUUGCCAAACAAGACACUUGUGACCACAACGAUUUGUAGCUACAUGUGCGAUGUUUGUAAGAAGGAGUUUUCCUCCAAAUGAUUAAAGAAAAUUAAAAUCUUGUUUGGAUUCUC